Molecule: messenger RNA, 4578 nt
Organism: Mobula hypostoma (lesser devil ray)
Lineage: Eukaryota; Metazoa; Chordata; Chondrichthyes; Myliobatiformes; Myliobatidae
Gene: cpped1
Product: calcineurin-like phosphoesterase domain containing 1
Exons: 4
Coding region: 193-1155 (320 amino acids)
Molecular function (GO): hydrolase activity
Source: RefSeq, a predicted model, not a curated record
CUGGAAGCAUGUGAAAUGUUUACUUUAACUACACGCAAUUCAAAGAGGAAGUCAUCCUCUGCAGGAACCUCGUUGUAAAGCCAGACAACCGAAAUACGGGCUGCGCCCUCGCCCGCCCUCCGUAGGACCAACCCCGGGACACGAUUUGUAUCGAAAUCACUUUCGCAUCGGGAUUAGCGGAGAGUGGGUGACAUGGCUGCAGGUCCUGAGGUGUCCAUUUUUCUAAAAGCCCAGCGCAGAGGCUACGAGGGAUUUAGCGAAGAGGCAGAAAGCAGUUGGAAGGGGCCUUUCUACUUCAUUCAAGGAGCCGAUCCACAGCUUGGCUUAAUGAAAGCUUGGAAGGUUGGAGACUGUGAUAAUGGAGGAGAUGAAUGGCAGGAGGAGAUCCAGCUCACAGAACAAGCAGUAAAGGCCAUCAAUGCGCUGAAACUUAAACCCAAGUUCUUUGUACUCUGUGGAGAUCUAAUUCAUGCAAUGCCAGGUACUCCUUGGAGUGAAAGGCAAAAAGAUGACCUCAAGAAUGUUCUGAAAUGUAUCGACCCCAACGUUCCUUUGGUUUUUGUCAGCGGCAACCAUGACAUAGGCAAUUCCCCAACCCCAGACACUGUUUUAGAAUAUUGCAAGAACUGGGGUGAUGAUUACUUCAGCUUCUGGGUUGGCGGGGUACUGUUUCUCGUGCUGAACUCGCAGUUUCUUUGUGACGCCUCCGGUUGCCCUGAGUUAAAGCGAGCCCAUGAUGAGUGGCUAAAUGAACAGCUUGCUGCAGCUCAGACCAAGAAAAGCAAACAUGUGAUUGUGUUCCAGCACAUCCCUCUGUUUCUCCAGAGCCCUGAUGAAGAAAACGGAUACUUCAACUUGGAAAAGUCCAUGCGGCUGGAUCUUUUGCAGAAAUUUCAGGAAGCAGGUGUGAAGGCUGUCUUCUCUGGCCAUUACCAUCGGAACGCCGGUGGCAAGUUUAAUAACCUGGAUAUGGUAGUGACUUCGGCCAUAGGCUGUCAGCUGGGACCGGACAAGCAUGGUGUGCGGGUGGUAGCAGUGACAGAGAACCACGUCCAUCACAAAUACAUCAGUCUGGAUGAACUCAGUGAUGUUACAGUGAACGAGGUGAUCUCCCACCAUAGUGAAGAAAACGUUCCAAACCUCCACCGACACUGAAUAGUGGUGAGAAUGGGCAGUUGAGGACCAUCAGUGGAUAAAUUUAAACAUCUGCUGAAGUUUGUUGAUUUACUUUAAGAUGUUAUAAAGUCAGAGCUUCCAUAGUGCAAAUCUACCAAAUUGUUUUACUAUAUUUUUUUAGACAGAUGACUGUUAUUUUAAGCAGUUAUGGGUAUAAUUUUCAGGCUCUUUGUGGCUCUAUUUUUGCUAGUGACUGUGUCAUCGCUGUCAGCUGUCAUCACUUGAAUUCAUGAUGUAUACUUGGCUCUCUAUACAGUCUGUCACACUCUGAAGUGUCGCAAAUAAUAAAAGAAAUAUAAGCAAGAAAAGCCAAAAAUACAGCUUAAUUAGUAAAAGUGGUAGUAAGGAUUUGGUGUUCAUUGUUAGGUAAUCAAUUAAAAAAAAUUACAGCAAUUUUCUUCUGACACAAGGCACGAUUUCACAUGUGGUACAAUUUAAUGAUCACUUCAGAGGCUUGCCAUUGGACAGAAUCUCAGGCAGACACUUGGGUAUGUGUCCAACCAGAGUGUUAAUUGGAUGUCGCUGUGGUAACAAGGCAGCUUGAGCCCAUUGUUACUUUCAUUACAGUCUGGUUAUAAAUGCAAAAAAACCCCUGAAGUUUUUAUACUCCCCCAUAAUUCGGAAAACAGUUCCACACAUGGGAAAUGUUUUGGGGUCGGUAUCAGCACAAACUCAAUGCUAUUGUGUGCGGUCUGUUGUUUCCAAUGUAAUCAGACUGGUAGGUUUCUGGACACUGACUGCAAAAUUGUUGCUGUAUCAAUGAGCUUGUGAGGACAACAAUAACGGUUAUUACUCUACUGCGGCAUUGAGAGUGUAUCACGUGAUCCGAGAAGUCAUCUUCAAGACAGCAUGUCGAUAAAUACAACACAAAGGAAAAAGCUUUAUCUGGUCAUUAUCAGACUUCUCUUUGAGGGCAUUUUUGCUUUGCAGUUUCUAUACAGUAGCUGCAUGUUUCGUGAAUGACAACAGUGUGGACACCUCUGCGAUCGUGGAGGAAUCAGAUCAGUGUAACCAUGACAUUUCUAUAACUCUUCACAACAGCGAUUCUGUCUUUAGUUCAGCUGAAUUAUACAAAAUAGCAAAGUGUAAGUCAAUUUCACAAGAAAUAGAACAAUUUCUGGAGGAAUGCUGGUUGCAUCUGUGGAGGCAAAAGGAUGGUGUUUCGGGCCAGGACUCUGCAUCUGGUCCUUCAUACCCGUAUUCACUGCUUGAGACACUGAGCUGCUCCAGCAAUUUGCAGAUGCUGGAAUCUGGAGCAAGACACAAUCUCUCGUGUCACCACUUAAAUUUCCCAAUGCGCUAUUAUGGGACCAUAAGAUACAGGAGCAGAAUUAGGACAUUUGGCCCAUCAGGUCUGCAUCUCCAUUUCAUCAUGGCUGAUCCAUUUUCCCUCUCACGCCCAAUCUCCUGCCUUCUCCCUGUAACCCUUCAUGCCCUGAUUAAUCAAGAAUCUGUCAACCUCUGCCUUAAAUAUACCCAAUGACCUGGCCUGUGGCAACGAAUUCCACAGAUUCACCACUUACCAUGUUGUGAUCUCUCCAGUACGUACUCAUAAUUUCCAUUACUUUAACUCCCAGCAUGGAUCAUAGAUGUGUAAGUAACACUGCUUGAUCAUUUAAUCAGACAAGUGGAGUGGGUAUCAGUAUUGGAAGAAUCCAAGUAUUCUGAUACUUCAACAUGGAAACGCUAGCUUUAGAAAUUUAUGCCUGAUAACAUUUGAGAAAUAAUAUUAAAAAAUCACAAGACUUUAUUGAAGUUAGUGUAGCGCAACAGCCCAAAACUAAUUUUUACAUGCUUUCUUAAGCUUAGCAUAUGCUGUCAGUAGAAAUGGAUUCAAGUUUUAAGCCAGCAUAUUAUAUAUAAUACAUGCUUGGAAUUCUAUUUACAUGAGAAAUAGAGCCUGAACUAGGCCAUCUGGUCCUUUUGGGCAUGCUACACCUUUUAUCAAGUACAUGUCUGAUUUUUUUAACCUUAUCACCAUCCUCAUAACCCUCAAUGUUUAAAAAGUCUCAAUUUCUGUUUUGAAUGAGUUCAUUGUCUAGAAUUCUCAAAGUCUAUCUUAAGAUUCACUGCAACACACACAAAAGGGUGGUGGAACGCUGCAGGUGAAUCAGCAUCUAUGAAAAUGAAUAAAGCAUCAACAUUUCGGGCCAAGGACUGGAAAGGAUGGGGGAAGAUGCCAGAAUAAAUAGGUUGGUGGAAGGGAACGAGGACUCUCUAGAAGGUGAUAGGUAAUACCAGAUGGGUGGGAAAGGUGAAGGGCUGGAGAAGGAGGAAUCUGAUAGGAGGGGAAAGUGGACCAUAGGAGAAAGUGAAGACAGAGAGGCACCAAGGUGAAGAGGUAAGAAAUCAGAGUGUGGAAUAGAAGAAGAGGGAAGGGAGUAGGGGAAAAGAUUAUCAGAAGGAGAAAAUGAUGUUCAGGCCAUCAAGUUGGAGGCUACCUACAUGGAAUAUGAGGUUUACUCCUCCAUUCUGAGAGUGGCAAGGCAGGAGGCCCAUGGAGCGACAUGUUGGAAUGCGACUGGGGGUAGGAAUUAAAAUGGUUGGCGACCAGAAACUUCCACUUUCAGCAGAUGGAGCAGGAGUGCAUGACGAAACAUUUCUCCAGUUUAUUUUGGGUCUCACUAAUUUAGGGGCAACUGCAUCAGGAGCACUGGAUACUUUAGAUAACCCCAACAGGUUCGGAGGUGGAGUGUUCCCCCACCGGGGAGGGCUGCUUGGGGCCCUGAAUGGAGGUAAGGGAGGAGACAAGGUAGUUCUGUUGCUUGCAGGGAUACGUGCCAGAUGGGAAAUUAAUGGAGAGGGCUGAAUGGACAAGGGCAUCACAGAGGGCAUGAUCGCUGUGGAAAGUGGCAGUGGGGGACAUAGGGAGAUAAAGAUGUGAUUGGUGGUAGGAUCCCAUUGAAGAUGGCGGAAGUUGCAGAGAAUGAUUUGUUGGAUGGUAGGUGAGGACAAGAGGAACUCUAUCACUGCUAAGACGGCGGGAAGAUGGGGUGAGCGCGGAUGUCUGGGAAAUGGAGGAGAUGUGGGUGACGACACCAUCAAAGGUGGAGGAAGGAAGACCCCGUUCUUUAAGGAAAGCCUCAUCCUGGGGAUAGAUACGGCAGCGACAAAGGAACUGAGGAAAGGGAAUAGUGUUUUUACAGGAGACAGGGCGGGAAGAACUAUAGUCAAGAUAACUGUGGGAAUGGUAGGUUUAUAAAAGAUGUCGAAAGACCGUUUGACUCCAGAAUUGGAGGAAGAGAGAUCAAGAAAGGGGAGAAACAGACCAAGUGAAUUUAAGGGCAGGGUGGAAUAUGGAGGCAAAGUUGAUGAAAUUGACGAGCUCAGCAUGGGUGCAUGAAGCAGCAUCAAUGCAGACAUCAAUGUAGCACAGGAAGAGUUGAGGAGCAUGACCAGGGA